This is a messenger RNA of Nematolebias whitei (Rio pearlfish), 841 nucleotides long. Its product is annotated as sesquipedalian-1. The transcript has 4 exons. The record is from RefSeq and is a predicted model, not a curated record. Gene Ontology annotation, cellular component: trans-Golgi network; recycling endosome; early endosome. Gene Ontology annotation, biological process: retrograde transport, endosome to Golgi; receptor recycling; endosome organization. NCBI's taxonomy places the organism in Eukaryota, Metazoa, Chordata, Actinopteri, Cyprinodontiformes, Rivulidae. The coding region runs from base 53 to 841 and encodes 262 amino acids.
AGGUCGGAGGACUGACACGCUCGAGAAAAGCUUGUGUUUCUGCAAUGUUGAAAUGAAGAUAGAUGAAAAAGUUGUCAGCUAUUUUGAAUCCUGCAACUCACCUGUGGACAAGGAGGGCUACCUCUCCAAAAAGGGCGAGAUAAAGACUUCCUAUCAGAAGCGCUGGUUCGUGCUGAAGGGGAACCUCCUCUUCUACAAGGAGCGUCCGGCAGACAGGGACGUGGUAGGACUGAUUGUUCUGGAGGGCUGCACCGUCCAGCUGUGUGAGUCUGAGGAGCAGUUCGCCUUCUCCCUGGUGUGGAGCGAAGCGGGCCUGAGGACUUACAAGUUUGCUGCAGAGGACCAGGCGAGUCAGGAGAGCUGGAUCAAAGCUCUGCUGUCGGCCAGCCACAGCUACCUGGCCCUACUGGUGAUGGACAUGGAGAAGAAGUACAGAGAUGCAUUGAGUGAAUUUUCCAAUAAACCAGGCAAACCCUUCAUAAUGCCAAACUUCCACCCUGCAGUGGAGAUGAGCUCUCUGAGCAUGCCUGCUUCAUAUCCAGCUCAGGUUUUAGGAGCCGGAGUCCCUCUGAGCUCCAACCAAGAGCUUCAAGCUCCAAACAGACCAGCUAAUAAGAAAUCCCCCAAACUGUGGCCCAAAAGAAGCGCAAACAUGGUUCCUGUUGGCGCUCCUGCUCUGCCCAUGUUGGAGUGGGCCGGUCCCAGUUUCGGCUCCGAGGACAACUUCAGUAAACUGCACGAAGACUUUGGAAAGGAAGUAAAGGAACUGAUUGCUGAUUGGUCAAAGAAAAGACACGGCGGCGGAUUAGUUCAGGAAGAAAACUUGAUAGAUUUUGGAUGA